This is a messenger RNA of Gryllus bimaculatus (two-spotted cricket), 1125 nucleotides long. NCBI's taxonomy places the organism in Eukaryota, Metazoa, Arthropoda, Insecta, Orthoptera, Gryllidae. The record is from the annotation of a GenBank genome assembly.
UUGUUGCCAUAGUAACGACGGAAUGGUUUACGUACAGUGGUGUCACAUUCCUCUGAUUGUGAAGUGAUAAUUUUAGGAAUUUCAAGACCGUCUUGACUAUGACAGUCGGCUGAAAAAUGUCCAUUAAUUUGGAAGGAUAUUACGUGUAAUAUCCACUAGCUUUACAGACUACAGUUUUCAACUUUAAAAGGUUGGAGACUCUUAAAGAUGACUAUGAUAUGUGAAGAUGAAAGGAAAGACUUCAUUUUAACAACUGCUGCUCAUUUCUUUAAUAUUAAUGUCUCCGAUGGACAAGCUAAUGAUCUGCUCAAUAACACGAAUUUAAAUGAAUUCCUUGACAAUGGCAGUUGCCUUAUUUUGAGUAUAUCAACUCACAACUCAAUUAUUAUGAGUCCAGUUGAUGAAUCAUCCUAUUGGGCAUCAGUAGCAAACUCAACGUCACGAAGAGAUUUGAGAGACAGGAGUACAGCCUUUUGGAAUGCAUUGGAACCUUUGGGAAAAGACUUUAGUACUUUAAAUUCUCUUAGUUUGAUUGAUAUCGAUGAUGUAUUAGAAACUGCGCAUAACUCUUUGGAUGAUCUGUGGAAAUUGGAUGAAUAUCCUUAUCCUCAACCUCGAAUGGAACAUCUCUUGACAAUUACAGGUAAUGCAUUAUCUAGGUUUGUGCAGUCUCACCUCAAGAAUAUACACCUUUGGGAGGAUCCAUUCAGCAAAGUAGAAGAAUUAAUAAGUCAGGGUAUCAACAUUGGAGAAAAAUGGAUUCAUACAUGUGAACGCCUUACGUCAUUAUUUUGGCCAAACUACACUCCUCAUCCAUGGGAAGGGCCACCAUAUUCUCCUGUUUAUGUCAAAAAUUUCGUGAAUCGACUUCAAGAAAUUCUUCGUCUAAGAACAUUACAUAGGCAGCUCAUACGAUUAUUGUCAAAAUCAGAACAGCUUGAGUUAGGAACGAAUGACAGUUUCAAACCCUUUGAGGGCCUGACACCUGUACAAUAUAAUCCAUAUACUGAGUCAGAGUGGCAAACAGCUGUUCAAAAAUUUGAGUCAUCCUUACGGCCAACUGAAGAUAGGGUAGCAUCUAAACUCAAAAUGCAAUUUAGAAGUACCAAAACUAAUACUCUUCAG